AAUCAGUCCCCCAUCCUUCCUCCUCGUCGUCGCGGAGGAGUUGGAAAAAUCCACAUCCAUGGCUACCUUCUCCACGGAGACCCACCACGCCGACGGAUUAAUCAUCAGCCGCACCUACAGCUUCGCCCGCCUCGGUCGCUACCUCAACGCUCUCCUCCUCUUCCUCUACCGCCUCUCUGCCUUCCACAUCACUCCCUUCCUCCUCCACCUCUGCUAUUUCCUCUCUCUCACCUUCCUCGGCUCCCUCCUCCUCGCCCUCCUCAAGCCCAGCGACCCCGCCUUCUCCCCUCGCUACCUCGACAUGCUCUUCAUGUCCGCCUCCGCCAUCACCGUGUCCUGCCUCGGCGUCGUCGAGAUGGAGAGAUUCUCCAGCGCACAGGUCGUCGUUCUCAUGCUUCUUAUGUUCCUCGGUGGCGAUGUCUUCGUCUCCCUCCUCGCCCUCCUCCUUAGAAAAGUCAAGCCGAAGGCGAACUCAUCGAGGAGCGUUGAGAUCGAGGCCGGCCGCAUCCCCGACGACGACGCCGUCGUCGAUCGUUCCGAGGCAGGGAUGAACAUCGACCCCUCAGUCGCGGAUGUUGAAUCGAAGACCUAUACGUGUUUGCUAAUUUACGUAAUCUCCGGCUACAUUGCGACUUUUCACGUGCUCGGCACGGCGUCGCUGUUGGCCUACUUUGCCGGCGUUUCGAGGGCACGAGGCGUCUUAAAGACGAAGGGUAUCAAUCUCUUCCUAUUUUCCCUGUGCACGACUGUUUCAUCCUUCGCCAACGGGGGUUUUGUCCCUACAAGCGAGAACAUGGUGGUGUUCAACCGGGACCCUGUGGUGCUGCUGCUGAUGACGGUCCUGGCACUCGUCGGCAACACUCUAUUUCCGCUGUUCUUAAGGUCGGCGAUCUGGGCCUCCAGCAAACUCACUAGGAGAGCAGAGUUCGGCAGCAUGUUAAAGAGCUCGGGAAAUGAAGCUCGACUCAGGCCUCUUCUCCCGAAGUCGCAGACUUCGAUGCAGUCUCUGACCGCUGUCGGGCUGCUGAUGGCCGUGGUGGUUCUGUUCUGCGCGAUGGACUGGAACGGCGUCGUAUUCGAUGGCUUGAACUCCUUUCAGAAAUUAUCCAGCGCGUGGUUCAUCGUGGUGAACUCAAGGCACGCCGGGGAAAACUCCGUCGAUUGCUCCCUCAUCUCCCCUGCUGUGCUCGUCUUCCUCACCGUUAUGAUGUACCUUCCCUCUUCCGCGUCGUUCACUUCGGCUCGCGAGGAUGAUUCGAACCCCGAGGGGAAAAACUCGUGGUUGCAAAGCCUAAUUUUUCCACAAUUAUCUUGGAUUUUCAUCUCCGUAGUUGCAGUAUGCAUUACAGAGAGGAGGAAGAUGUCCGGAGAUUCGCUCAACUUUAGCACAUUGAACAUCAUUUUCGAAGUGACGAGUGGCUAUGGAAAUGUGGGGUUGUCAACUGGCUACAGUUGCUCAAGGUUGCAAAAGCUCAAUCCAGGAGCAAGCUGUGAGGACAAACCCUAUUCACUGUCAGGAUGGUUCAGUGAUGAGGGCAAGCUUAUCUUGAUUCUUGUCAUGCUCUAUGGAAGGUUGAAGAAAUUCAGUGCAGGAUGUGGUAAAUCCUGGAAGCUAUAUUGAGGGACACAAAAUUAUUACUCUGAAUACGAUUAAUUAGCUAAAUGAGAAGAUUAGAUUCUAUAUGUAACGAAAUUGUGUAAUUAAAAGCUUAUCUUUUUUAAUACGACUGAUUGCUGUAAUAUUUUUAUGAGAAUUUUUUAU
Zingiber officinale is the source of this 1762-nucleotide messenger RNA. RefSeq names its product cation transporter HKT2-like. Gene Ontology annotation, biological process: monoatomic cation transport; transmembrane transport. The transcript has 3 exons. The coding region runs from base 59 to 1621 and encodes 520 amino acids. The record is from RefSeq and is a predicted model, not a curated record. Gene Ontology annotation, cellular component: plasma membrane. NCBI's taxonomy places the organism in Eukaryota, Viridiplantae, Streptophyta, Magnoliopsida, Zingiberales, Zingiberaceae. Gene Ontology annotation, molecular function: monoatomic cation transmembrane transporter activity.